AUGACCCAAUACGGCAAAUUUCACGUACGGCCACCUCGUUCGCUGUGUAUACUCGAGUCUGACACGUCGCCUAUAGNNGACUUUUGUCGCGACACGGGCAGCUUGCGCUCAACUCUGCCAGUGUGUAAUUAUUANGGGAAAUGCAACUCUUCCUCGUCGGCUUCAUCAUCAUCUCAAUCUGCGAAAUUUUCACCAUCGGCUGGUUCCCUCUUGAUGGCGCUGUGCGACGGGNCCUUCACUGCCGUGCACAUCGCUUCGAUCAUUGCGACUACAUGGAUCCUUCUCAUGAAUGGUGCCGUCGGCUAUCAGUUCUUGGACGAUGGAACCUUUGUCUCACUCGCCCUGAUCUUUGGUUCGGCGGCUAUCCUCUUUGUCGGCACUGGCUACAUUGCGCUCGACACCGGUUUCAGCUGGACUGGAUACUGGGAUGACACGCUCGUUGCCCCAAACCGCGCGUACGCCCUCUACACGUUGUAUCAGCUUGUGCCUCUGGUCUUCCUCAGCAUCUUCUUUAUCCUCGAGGCUUUCAUUGUCGUCAGAGUUCUCGGCGAGAUUAGACCCAUGUGUAAGUUUGGCGUAAUUGUUGUCUGGGAGAGCACUGCUGACCUGUCUUUUCAGNUCUACCUCGUCGCAGCAAUGCUCCUCUUCGCCAUCGGACAGGUCUUCCAAUACGUCAUCAGCGUACAUCUCUGCAAUGCGACCAACGGAGCCAUCAACGGAGGACUCUUCGAAACCCUAUUUACCCUUCUCUCCAUCAUCAUGAUCUGGGUCUUCUGGUCCAGUAUCACCGAAGACGACUGGCCUCUGCCUUCUACUGAGACCAGCACAUAUAACUAA
Aureobasidium vineae is the source of this 837-nucleotide messenger RNA. The record is from the annotation of a GenBank genome assembly. NCBI's taxonomy places the organism in Eukaryota, Fungi, Ascomycota, Dothideomycetes, Dothideales, Saccotheciaceae.